CUAAACAUAUACAUCUAGACGAAACAUUUUCCUUGAGGACUGGUAGGUGUGAUCGUAAAAGUCGGAUUAAGAGUGAUAGCACAUUUUUCCAUAAGAGUGAUAGAGACGAUCAAGCUACGAAGAAGCCAAAUAGAGAAAACCCAUUUAGCAAUGUAUAUUGAAAAAGGACGAUCUGAAGAUAUACCACCUGAUGCAAUUCGUCUUUCACAUAAUGAAGUUAUUAAUUACAUGAAAAAUAUAAUAGAAAAAUGGCCCAAAUUAUCAGAAAUAUGGGCAUUAAAAUAUGGAAACCCAAUUUUAUCUUCCGCUGUUGUAAUUUCAAACGUUGUAAUUUUAAACUUUUACCGCAAAAAAUUGAAACUCAGAAAUUAUGGUCGGUUCACAUUAUUUAUCCCAGUUGUUUUCCUACCUUCUAUUAUUGAUCAAGUUUUACAGAAUACAUUUAUUACAAGAUCUAUUAUUUUACAAGAAGAAUGUCCAACAUGUAUUACCUCUCGGUCUAUAUCAAUACAAUUAGGUACAGGUGUUAUUUAUCCUUUAAUUGCUACAAUUGCAGGAACUUACAUGUUUGGAUCUAAAAUGGGUACAUUUAAUUUAAAAUCAGUUGGAAGAAUUGAGAGACUCCAAGAGUUUUUUAUUCACUUAAGAAAUACUACGCAUCCAUUUAACAAUCGCCUAGCAAUUUUUUCGAUUAGUCAUAUUGUUUUAAGCUACACAAUUUGUUAUUUUCAAAUGAAAUCAUUUGAACUUUUGAGACUUAAAUUAUUAGAACAAUCUAUAGAAGAUGCUCAAAGGUUAGAUAAAUCAUAAAAAAAUAAAUAAUAUAUUGUAUAGUUUAUCAUUAUAUUUUAGAAAAAUUAUAAAUGUUAAACAGUUUA
Daktulosphaira vitifoliae (grape phylloxera) is the source of this 878-nucleotide messenger RNA. RefSeq lists its product as uncharacterized. NCBI's taxonomy places the organism in Eukaryota, Metazoa, Arthropoda, Insecta, Hemiptera, Phylloxeridae. Gene Ontology annotation, biological process: mitochondrial respiratory chain complex I assembly. The transcript is spliced from 5 exons. Gene Ontology annotation, cellular component: mitochondrion. The record is from RefSeq and is a predicted model, not a curated record. Bases 151 to 810 code for a protein of 219 amino acids.